AUGUCAGACACCUCAAGUCCACCACAAUUUGAUAAAGCAGAGGCUAGGCGAAUGCUACAACGUUUCCUGACAGAGGUUCAGGAUGACACAGCGAAUACACAAAAAUGGAUGUCAAAGAUGCUAGAUCUGACGCAGGCUAUCGAUAAAUCAAGGAAGAGCCUGACCAAGGCAUUAGAGCUCGCAGGGCAAGCAGCGAGGAAAAAUGAGACAUUAAAAAUCCUUGGAUGGAAAAGGUCAUACACCGAGACAGCUACUGAAGAGGAAUGGAAGGUGGUUAAAGUAACUGUGGAAGGGACUAUUCUUUUCAUGGCCAGGUUUUCUGAUUUCCUGAGGCGAGUAUGCGCGAACGAGGCGCUAAGGAUGAAUCAAAGCACGGUCAAGGCGCAGGUGGAAGGUGAUCUAAUGCUCAUGUUGUCACCUCAAAUUGAGAUUUAUCCAGACUUUUAA
Messenger RNA from Plasmopara halstedii, 447 nucleotides. RefSeq lists its product as uncharacterized. Bases 1 to 447 code for a protein of 148 amino acids. Lineage: Eukaryota; Oomycota; Peronosporomycetes; Peronosporales; Peronosporaceae. The record is from RefSeq and is a predicted model, not a curated record. The transcript has 2 exons.